AUGGGUACGAAUUAUUCUAAGCCAGAGCCACUUAGCGAGAAGGCUGUAACCAAGGUGAAUGCCAACGAGGCUCAAUAUAUCUUGGAAGAGCAAGAUGACGAUCACACCCCACCUCCGCCGUACCCAGCUCGUGAAAGGACUCGUGCCCUGGCCCUGUCCCACCUUGAGGACUGGAGUGAAUCUCUGUUAACUGACCCAAAGAACCGCCUAGCGAUUUCCAGCUUCGCUAGCCAAUCGUACGGACAGCUCCUUGCCAAUCAAAAGUCCUUGAAGUCAGACCUUCAUGUAUUCAACCUCACGGUACCAAUCGAAGGAACACCGAUCACGAAUCAACGAUCCUCUGGGCGCUGCUGGCUUUUUGCCGCAACCAACGUCUUCCGCGUACCACUCAUCAAAGCAUACCAACUCAAUGAAUUUGAACUUAGCCAAGCCUAUUUGUUCUACUGGGACAAGAUCGAGAAAGCCAAUUAUUUUUUCGAACAGAUAAUCAAUACUGCGGACGAGGAUCUCUCCAGCCGCUUGGUUCAGAAGUUGCUAGAAGACCCAGUCACCGAUGGUGGCCAGUGGGACAUGGUCGCUAACCUGGUCCAGAAAUACGGCCUGGUCCCACACGCGCUUUAUCCAGAUAACUUCCAUGCGAAGAAUAGCAGUAAGCUGAAUUGGCUUCUCACUGCUAAGCUGCGCGAGCAGGCUUUAGCCCUUCGAAAGCUGGCGACUAAGAAAGAAGCCGACCAGGCGGCAUAUUUGACGGCUUCUGCUAAGGAGAGAUUCUUGCAGGAGAUUCACUCAAUUGUCACCUUACUUCUGGGUCCGCCACCAAGCCCAGAGAAGAAGUUUACUUGGGAAUAUUAUGAUGGUAAUGGGACUGCCCGUGAGGUUCAUCAAACUCCAAUUGAAUUCGGAAAACAAGCUUUCCGGUCUCAGACAAGAGUCUCAUCUCGUAGCAGCCCUGCUGUUUCUCCAGGCCGACUUAUUAGCCUGGUCAAUGAUCCACGAAAUGAAUAUAACAGACUGCUUACAGUUGACAAGCUCGGAAACGUCCUUGAAGGGCAAUCACUCAGAUAUGUGAAUGUAGAGAUGCCUGUUCUCAAGAAGGCCGUUAUUUCAAUGCUGAAAGCCGGACACCCCGUAUUCUUCGGAUGUGACGUGGGGAAGUUUUCUGAUAGUACUCUCGGUGUUAUGGAUGCUGAUCUCACUGAUCUUGCUCUUGGUUUCAACAUCUCACUUGGUAUGAGCAAAGCAGAGAGACUUGCUAGUGGAGAAUCUGCGAUGACCCAUGCCAUGGUUAUCACAGCGGUACACCUGCUUGAUAACGGCGAGCCAGCUCGAUGGCGUGUUGAGAACUCUUGGGGCGAAGCCGCAGGAGAGAAGGGUUGGUUUGUUAUGACAGAUAAGUGGAUGGAUGAGUACACAUUACAAGCUGUUGUUGAUACCAACUUCCUCACAUCUGAUGUCCGCGAUGUUCUUGGGCAGGAGCCGAAGGUUCUGCCUCGAUGGGACCCUAUGGGCGUUUUGGCCUAG
Penicillium angulare is the source of this 1521-nucleotide messenger RNA. RefSeq names its product C1 family peptidase. The record is from RefSeq and is a predicted model, not a curated record. Gene Ontology annotation, biological process: proteolysis; response to toxic substance; L-homocysteine catabolic process. Gene Ontology annotation, cellular component: cytoplasm. The coding region runs from base 1 to 1521 and encodes 506 amino acids. Gene Ontology annotation, molecular function: cysteine-type aminopeptidase activity. The transcript is spliced from 3 exons. NCBI's taxonomy places the organism in Eukaryota, Fungi, Ascomycota, Eurotiomycetes, Eurotiales, Aspergillaceae.